Messenger RNA from Syzygium oleosum, 1079 nucleotides. RefSeq lists its product as uncharacterized. The record is from RefSeq and is a predicted model, not a curated record. Gene Ontology annotation, biological process: cell fate determination. Lineage: Eukaryota; Viridiplantae; Streptophyta; Magnoliopsida; Myrtales; Myrtaceae.
UCUCUCGUGGACUUGCCACUACGAUGGUGAACCAGAGCAUGUGACUGAGAGAAAGAGAGAUAGGGGCCAUGCAUGGGAUUUGCAGGCGCAUCUUCUUUUACAGAAGAAUUAUUGGCCAGGCCCUCCCCUUUUGCUUCUGAACUUUACAUGUGACCAAAGCUAGCUAGCUCGCUCUCUCUCUGCUGUCGCUUUCUUGAAUGGCUAUGCAUUAUUUCAUUGUGACUGUGUAUCAGCUUACCAUCUCAUCCACAGAACAAGCGUUCACGCACGCUAAUCUUCUUUUCCCAAAUGCUUUUAUAUACAUCAGGGUGGUUGCAUGCUACUCAAAGGACACACCACAAUCAUUCAAACACUUUGUCCAGAGUCUUUCUCUGCUCAACAUGAAAAGCCUAGCAUCCUUCGCUCUCCUCCCCUGGCUCUUCAUCUCCUUCUCCAGUCUCCUUCAGUUUGGAUCGGGAGCCAGGUGCACCGCCAACGGCCCGACGGUGAAGCAAACUCAAGUUGGGUUUGGAGAUCCUCCAAAGUUCCGGGUCGAAGUGCAGAACAACUGCCCCAUGUGUCCGGUCAUCAACGUGCACGUCAAAUGCAAGAGCUUCAAUCAGUCCCUGGUCAGCCCGAGGCUGCUCAAGGUGGUGGAUCGCAACGACUGCGUGGUCGGCGGAGGCUUGCCGUUGCCACCCCUCCAAAAGCUCUCCUUCACCUACGCACACCUCAAGUACUCUUUGAACCCUAGUUCUUGGGAUUUCCAAUGCGAGUGAGGCUAGAUUCAAUUUGUAUCUCGCUUACUAUAGUGGAAUAUGAUCAGGCGUAUGCAAAAUCCCGCCAAAAACUCCCUCUAAAAAGAGAUUUCUGUGGAUUAUUAUUAGAUAGAUCGAGUGCGUGCACCCAGUUGGGGCCAUCUGCACCAUCAUGUGAAAUGUAUGACCGAUCAUGCACAAGGAAGAACACCUGUAAAAGCAUGUCGAUAGGUCUAAUGCCGAAACCUAGAGAAACCAAGUACGAGAACAAAUUGGAGGCAUAUCCACCUUAUGUAACACCUUGUAACUAUAGUGCAACUACGACCUUAUCAUCUGUGUUUA